Molecule: messenger RNA, 1993 nt
Organism: Syngnathoides biaculeatus (alligator pipefish)
Lineage: Eukaryota; Metazoa; Chordata; Actinopteri; Syngnathiformes; Syngnathidae
Gene: gsg1l
Product: gsg1-like
Exons: 5
Coding region: 217-1143 (308 amino acids)
Cellular component (GO): plasma membrane
Source: RefSeq, a predicted model, not a curated record
GGAAGUGGACCAAGUCCUUCUCUCUUCCCUCUUCACCCUCGCCUUGACUGGAGAAGAAGUAAAAAGACAGGAGGUGCACAAACUAAAGAAAGAAAGAGUAGCAAGAAGAAGCAUCGCGCGGUUCAAGCUCCGCGCGCCAUGCCGUCUGCGCUCCACGCCGCCUGACGCGCCUCCACUCGCCGCCUCCCUCAGCACGUCCUCUCCUCCACCUCGAACAUGAAGACAACGCGCAAGUGUCGCGCUCUUCUGUCCGUGGCCCUGAACCUGGUGGCGCUGCUCUUCUCCACCACGGCCUUCAUCACCACGUACUGGUGCGAGGGCACGCAGCGAGUGCCCAAGCCCAACUGCAGCGCGCAGCGGCGCCACAACUGCAUCGAUUAUGGCGUCAACGAGACAGACCAGAGCAAGGUGCACUACAGCUGGGAAACCGGAGACGACCGCUUCCUCUUCAGGAGGUUCCACACUGGAAUCUGGUACUCGUGUGAGGAGAACAUCCACGAGGCAGGUGAGAAGUGUCGCAGCUUCAUUGACCUGGCCCCCGCCUCGGAGAGAGGCGUACUGUGGCUGUCGGUGGUGUCAGAAGUCUUGUACAUCCUUUUGCUGGUGGUGGGCUUCAGUCUGAUGUGUUUGGAGCUCUUCCACUCCAGCAAUGUUAUCGACGGGCUCAAGCUGAAUGCCUUCGCCGCUGUCUUCACCGUGCUUUCCGGUCUUCUAGGAAUGGUGGCCCACAUGAUGUACACUCAAGUGUUUCAGAUCACCGUCAGCCUGGGUCCUGAAGACUGGAGGCCUCACAGCUGGGACUAUGGUUGGUCCUUUUGCAUGGCGUGGGGUUCCUUCACGUGCUGCAUGGCCGCCUCGGUAACCACGCUCAACUCCUACACCAAGACAGUCAUCGAGUUUCGCCACAAGCGCAAACUCUUCGAGCAGGGCCUCCGCGAAGAGCAGAACUUCCUCGACCAGGAGGCCUUCCACUACUUCCGAGAGCGCUCCUUGCAGUCCAUCUCGGGCACACUAGAUGUCUAUCCAGGCCCCGGAAGCCUACCUGGGCCUCCUCCGGAUCCAGGAGCGGAGCGGACCAAGAUGAGGACUGCCUCUGUUGACUUGGGCGAGAACACAGACUCGCUGGGGGAAGAGCAAUGCUGAAGGGUUUCACGAAAGAGGUCCUCCUCCGGGCCAGAACCUGAUUCAGACAUAACAAUGUGAAUGUGCAGCCGCCUUUAUUUUAUUAUAAAAAGACUUGACAAGACAAAUGAAAAUAUGAAUGAAAAUAGACUUGAAUUCUACACUCUGUCUAUAUGUGUAACAAUCUAUAAUUACAACAAUCAAUACACUGUGUGGUGAUAUAAAAAUUCUUGAAAUGUUUUUGUUUCUUUCUUUUGUAGCACAUUUUAAGAUGCUACGUGUAGCAUUUGAAUGUAACUUUUUUUUGGGGGGAAUAUUUAUAUAGAAUUAAUAAGACAUCAGCAGUGAUAUUGUGCCUCCAAAAUUAACAUCAAUCUGUUGGCCAACAUUAGCUAAUAUUAGCCACUGUCAUACUAGGAGUGCAUUUUUGUUUUAUUACCUUUAGGUGUUUCUGUGUUUAUUUAUACUUUUAAACCAUUUUACAAAUAAACAAUACAUUUUUUUUGCCUUUUAAACAGAAAAUGUUUACGAAUACAAUAACCAUCGUCAAGACAAAUAGCUAACAUUAGAUAUGCUUUGCCACCACAGAUAUACAACGGAUGCAUUUAAAAAGUAAUCUUGGUUUAAGUAGUACUUUUAGGCACCUCUAUGUUUAUUUAUAUGCUUCGAAACAUUUUAUAAAUGAUGAACUGUAGACUUCUUGUAUCGUAACCACAACAUCGCUAAUAUACCGGCCGUCAUUACAUUAUCCAACAUUAGCUACAGUUAGCCACAGAUAUCCCAAUUAAAAUGUUUUCAAUUAGUUUUUCAGAUCUCAGUGUUUGAUUUUCAUAAAUAAUGAUGGGAAAAAUUUUAUUACUUGGUGGCUCAU